UAGUAAUAAUAGCUAUUUAGUAUUUUAUUAAUAAGAUGGCAGCCUUCACGAAAGCUAUACAGAUUUCAAAAGGUGUAAAUAAUGUGACAAAACUGUUUACAAAUUUAGUUUUAUCACAAAAUGUAAAUUCAGUUACGACUUCGAUGUUUAUUCAAAGGGUCCCUACUUUUCAAUAUUCUCUCAUUCAUACUACACCUAAAUGUAAUGAUUUGAUGGAAUUUUUUGAUAACCCAAAAAAUUGGGAAAAGGAUAAAGUACGUGUUGGGCGUUCUUGGAAAAAAGAUGAACUAAGAUUAAAAAGCAAUGAAGACCUUCAUAAAUUAUGGUUUGUAUUAUUAAAAGAACGCAAUAUGCUUCUAACAAUGGAAGAAAUUUAUAAACAAGAAUGGAAAUAUUUUCCAAAUCCUGAAAGAAUUGAUAAAGUUGAAGAUAGUAUGGCUAACUUAGAGUCAGUAGUUCGUGAAAGAAAUAAAGCAUACUAUAUGCUUGAAACUGGAACAACUGGAGAACGACCUGUUGUAACAAAAUAUAAUCCUCUUGGUCUACGUUACUUUUAUCGAAUGAGUCAAUAUUCUAGACCAAAACAUCAAAAUUCUGCGUGGCAUAAAAAAUAUAAAUUUAAUUUUGGUGGAUAUGCAGUGCAAAAAUUUUUGCGACUUUAUAGAGAGAAAUUAUGGAAUGAAAAACGUAAAUUAAUGAAUCGUCAAAGAAAUAAGGUGGCUGUUUUGAUGCGAACUUUCCCCAAUCUUGAUAUGGAAGCUGUGAAAGAACAAUAUCCAUUAGCAGAUAUAGAAAAGGCAAAGAAGCAUAGACAUGCAGAUGGACACUUUAUACGUGAUUAAAUGCAUUUUUUCACUACAUGAUAUUUUUAACUUUUGAAAUAGAUUGCAAUAUUGAUAAAAGUACUUUCAAUUAAAAUAAUAUUAAAUGUGACAAAAUUAAAUUCAAAGUAUAAUUCUACAACAAAUAUUUCAACACUUAAAUGCUAUGAAUAUUUGUAAAAAUGUUCACAUCUAAUUGCUCAUAAGUAUCAUUAUAUAUUAUUUUAUAUAUAAUCUAGAAUUCAGUUCAAGAAAUGAUAAUGACACAAAUUAUUAUAUAGAAGAAUUUAUUGCAAUAAAAACAAAGUAAAAGAUACGAGAUAUUACUAUACUUAUCCAAUAUAUAAUUAAAAUUCAAAUUUUUCAUUACAUUGUACAAGAAAGAAGAACAAGACGUGUUUUUGCUUUUAUUUUGGUGACUAGUUACAAUUUUAUUUCUAUUUAUUUUUUGUUUGUAACUUUGAAGAUCAUAUACGGUGAUGUUGACAUUGUGCAAAAAUUCUAUGGCUGUAAUAUUUAAGAAUGCUUGAUCAAAGCAUGUAAAAUUUAACAUCUUUUCCCUUUAGACACAUUAGAAACUAACAUGUGUUGAUUAUGUUCCAAUUUUGUAUCAUAUAUAACAUACGCAAAUUUCAUAUUACAAUUGCGUACAUUAAUAAGUCUCUUUAAUUCAAUAUUUUAUCACAAUUGUAUGUGACUACAUGAAACAAUGCACAUAGGAUUAGAAUUUUAUUCACAAUGAUUUACAACCUGCAUCGGUUCACGUAGUUUUUGGUAAUGAAAAGAUGUAUGAUUGUAAAAUAAAAAAGUUGUUCACAUUAUAAGAAGAAUUAAAAACCAA
This is a messenger RNA of Bombus pyrosoma, 1662 nucleotides long. It is a transcript of the gene mRpL47, whose product is annotated as 39S ribosomal protein L47, mitochondrial. The record is from RefSeq and is a predicted model, not a curated record. The coding region runs from base 36 to 842 and encodes 268 amino acids. NCBI's taxonomy places the organism in Eukaryota, Metazoa, Arthropoda, Insecta, Hymenoptera, Apidae. The transcript has 5 exons. Gene Ontology annotation, cellular component: mitochondrial ribosome; mitochondrial large ribosomal subunit. Gene Ontology annotation, biological process: mitochondrial translation. Gene Ontology annotation, molecular function: structural constituent of ribosome.